This is a messenger RNA of Hyla sarda, 1802 nucleotides long. RefSeq names its product mesenteric estrogen dependent adipogenesis (gene MEDAG). Gene Ontology annotation, cellular component: cytoplasm. Bases 111 to 995 code for a protein of 294 amino acids. NCBI's taxonomy places the organism in Eukaryota, Metazoa, Chordata, Amphibia, Anura, Hylidae. The record is from RefSeq and is a predicted model, not a curated record. The transcript has 5 exons.
CCCUGACUCUGAGCUCAAAGGAAGCAGUCAGAGCUGGAGAGAACAGUCACUAGAGAAGAUCGUGGAGCUAGUUGUGGAGCUUUACCUCUAAACUUUUCGGAGACCUCACGAUGGCUACAGAAGAUCCAGUCAACAAGGCCAAUUUGGGCCGUAUCAAUAGCAACCGCUCCAUGAUGAGUUUCUCUUCGGUGGGCUCAGAUAUCCUGUCCUCAGCCACCACGGCGAACUGUGAGAUAGCUCUGCUACCCCUGAAACUGCUCAUAGAGCUGCAGCCUACCUACCUGACCCUGGAGGAUGGCGUGUUGACCUCUAAUAACCAGUCUGGGGGCUUCAACCUGUUUAGUGACGACACCACCCUCAUUGAUGGCUGUCAGUGCCGGAUCGUCAAUUAUAUCCAGAGGAAAGUCACCCUACGAAGUCAUGUGGAUUAUAAGGAUUACAGAGAAACAAUAUUAGCAAAGCCCAUGCUACUUAUAACAAAUGCAAGAAAAGUCAACAGCGGCGCUACCUCAGCUAAAACAUUUGCCAUUGUUGUAAACACAAGACAUCCACAGAUCAGAAGCAAGGUGGAGGACGGUAUGAAUAGUGUUAUAUCCUCCGUUAUGGGAGAAAACUAUCAAUUACAGUUUACCUUUAGCAAUGCUGUGCGAGAAUACCUUCAGAGACAAAGUUUUGAAUUGACCGAAGACAACCUGAGUUUUUCCUUCACUUUCAAGCUCGAUGUCCUUGUGGAUUUCUUCUACCUGUUUGGUCUGAGCAAGAAAAAUUGUGAUUUGCACGGGAAGAUCCUGAACUUGUACUGUACAAACAAUAGCAGGAAAGAAAGAGUUAAAAUGUUCCUCUCAAAGAUGACCUCACCGUUGAUGCGACUGGGCAGCAGCUUGGACCACGAUCGGAGACCGAGUGUGUUCUCUCUGGAUAUGAUCACGGAAGAUCCUUUUCCACAAGAAGAUGGCAUCAGUGAUAGUGCACCAGUUCUGCCACUAAACUCUUGAAGAUUAGACAGAGGAAAGCAAAUACAGGAUAAAUAUAAACGUGAAUGCACAAAUAGAGGACAUUACAGUUAAUAUUGUGCUUUGGAAUUAUCAUCAUUGGACAGGAAACAAUAAAUUGCUAUGGAUUUUCUCUAGUGAAGAGGAAUCUAAAUAUGUUUAAGACAAACGAGUCUUUAUAUGUGUGAAACCAUUUGUAAAAACCAUGGGCAGAUUAUUUUACCUAAUGGGAUUUAGGACUAUGAUCAGUUAUUGAAGCAUUUUAUUCACCCUGAUAUAACUAUACGACCAUAACAUUAUGGUACAUUUUUCCCAGCACUCGGCUAUGUAUAGGCAAACCUGGCAGCAGGUGUUUAAAGUGAAUCUUUCAGAUGUUUUUUGGAGUCAUGGAGGCAGGGUUGAGUUGCUCAAGUGCCACAAACUGGCACGCCUCAUCACUUGCUUUAAGCCCCACCUUAAUUGAUGUUAAGAGCCCUGUAUGUCAGUCAAGGAGGGACUCGGAAGUGAGGGUGAAUUAGUUGAUUUGCCAGGCUGUGGCACUUGAGCAGCUUGGCCCUGCCUUCUUGACAGUUGGCUGACAAAUAUAAAGAUGAUUUUAGCAACCCUCGCCAGGCUAUAAAAACAAAUUGUACCUCUACUGGAGCUAACAGCUAUCCUAUGGUAUCGGCAGCUCCUAAGAUCAAAGAGAGCUGGCAUAUUACCUUUAACUUCCUUGCAGCACCAUUUUAGGGGAAAAGAAGCAUUACAGAAUAAACAUUGUAUAUAAUAGACUGUCAGUGUAAUAUAUAUACACCGAAAAUAGAGGCUAGA